CGUAAAUUGUUGGGAAAAUGGUCGGGUUCGAGAGAAAAGACCUAAGUCCAUUCCAUGGACCACUGGAACCGAAAGUUGAAAUCGAAAGCUGCAGAAAAGAAAAGCAUCAGUAAAGUUACAACAGCCGUUGUGGAGUAGGAGUGUAGGACGCAACUGAAGUUGAGUUUCGUCAAAACAGAACUGGAAAUGGACAGCAGCGAAGAAGAAGACGAUUUCCCAUCUAUUGAAUCGGUCACUCCACAAUCCAAGAUCGACACCAUCUUUCAAUCUAAAACCGAAAAGGGCAUUAGAAAGCUCUGUUUUGAGCUUCUUGAUUUGAAGGAUGCAGUAGAGAAUUUAUGUGGCAACACUCAAUCCAAGUACUUAGCUUUUCUGAGGCUAUCCGAUGAGGUUGUGGAAAUGGAGCAUGAACUCAACGACCUAAGAAAGAACAUCUCUGCACAAGGAAUCCUCGUACAAGACUUACUAAGUGGGGUCCACCAUGAACUGAGCGAAUGGAGUAAAGCCAACAACACUGAGAAACUUCAAAAAGACACCGAAUUCGACUUCCCAAAUGAAUCACAAGAUGAAAAAAGAUCAUCUUUAGAAAAUAUAGACCUUCUUCUAGCUGAACAUAAAGUAGAAGAAGCCAUAGAAGCAAUAGAAACAGAAGAAAGAAAACACCCUGACUUUAAAACCUCAUCCGAUUCAUUAUCCAAUGAAUUUUCAAAACGAAAAUCUUUAAUUGAAAAUCAACUUGUUGACAUCAUCUUUAAAAGUAGCAGUUUUGGGUUUACUAAAGCUAGGAAAAGGUCCUCUUGCACAUAA
This is a messenger RNA of Lactuca virosa, 807 nucleotides long. NCBI's taxonomy places the organism in Eukaryota, Viridiplantae, Streptophyta, Magnoliopsida, Asterales, Asteraceae. The record is from the annotation of a GenBank genome assembly.